Messenger RNA from Nothobranchius furzeri (turquoise killifish), 1690 nucleotides. The record is from RefSeq and is a predicted model, not a curated record. Lineage: Eukaryota; Metazoa; Chordata; Actinopteri; Cyprinodontiformes; Nothobranchiidae.
CACAUGAGCACCGUUCGCUUUGGCUCUAACUGCUUGACACCUCCGUUACUAACGGUCAGGCGAGACUGGAGAGCUCGGUACAGAUAAUUACUUAGUAAAUUUCCCAGUUCGGUUUGUUUUUGUGGUUUUAAAGUCCGCGGAAAUGUUCAACAGCAUGCUGAGGGAUUUUGAGGAGGACCCGUUCUUUUCUCUGGUGUGUUCAUUGAAGAAUUCACCCAUGAGCUCCAAGUUUGUAGAUCAAUUCCGUGCUCACAGAGAGCAAAUGAGGCAGAUGAUGCGUAGCUUCUCUGAACCGUUUGGUGCAUCCUCGUUUCCCAGUAUAACCGAUGGGAGAAACCAUGGACGUGACGUGGGAGUUCAUCCCAGUUCAUCACUUGCUCUGAGAAAUGAACACAGGGAUAUGAGCCGGUCAUUGUUACCCUUUGGCAGCACUGACAGCACGGGCAUGCACAAUCAUUUUGGCAUGUUGGACAACAUGAUGGUCAACGUGAGAAACAGGAUGGAGGAGAUGCACAGGAACUUUGAGAACAUGUCCACAGAUUCAAACUCCCACUCCUUCAGCUCCUCAUCAGUAAUGACGUAUUCAAAAGUCGGUAGCGAGCCUCCGAAGGUCUUCCAGGCAGUCUCAUCAACUCGUCGUGCCCCUGGAGGGAUCAAAGAGACCCACCGAGCAGUGAAGGACUCUGAAAGUGGUCUGCAGAAGAUGAGAAUUGGACAUCACAUCAAGGACAAAGGACACAUUGUUGAGAAGAAAUACAACAAGAAAACAGGAGAGAAAGAGCUCAGCCAGGACUUUCAGAAUAUGGAUGAAUCUGAAGCUCAGUCGUUUGAUGAUGAGUGGCAGCAGGAGUUGUCCAGAUUUCAGCCAUCACACCCCACGUCUUGCCUGAGACAACCUCCAUCCCGUUCAGGCUUUCAGGCCGCCCUAAUGGGUCCUGAACACUCCCAUGGGAACCAGAAAAAGCUCGAAGCUCGAGAUAAAGAUAAAACUGAAAGCUCAAAAAAGACAAGUCAAUAAAUCACCCGUCUUUCUAUUCAUUAGGCUUUGAGCAUCAUACAUCCCACCUUAUACAUUUAAAUAGAUUGUUACCUAUGUCAGCCAGCCGCUUACAUCACUAGAACCAAUUUUCCCAAGCAAUUUGUAAAGUGUGAUUUGAUUUGUUUGAAAUGUGAUGAAUGUUUAUUUUUUGAGUCUGUUAACCAAAAAAAAAGAAAGAAAGAAAGAAAAAGAAAGAAUAAAGACUAAUGGCAAUAGUCUAGUUAUACUUGGUGGCAUUUUCUGAAGCUGAAGACAAAGUGAAAAUGUAAUUUGUUUUGUGUAAUAGAAUACAGCAAUUUUCUAUUUAAAAAGCACAAUAUUAUAUAUGUAAAGAUUUAAGCCUCUUAUUGGUUCACAAAGUCUGAGAAGAGGUCAUUCAUUUUAAGAGCUCUUUUUAAUGACUAAAUUAAACACUUAAGAAAUCCACAGAUGCAUAUAAAAAUAUAGUUUCUGUUUUUAAUGUGUUUUCUCUGCUGUAAUCUUUGUACUAAACACACGUGCACUUCCCUUUUUUUCCAUCUCAUGAACUCUGCUGCACUACACAAAUGCUAGACAGCAUGUGGCUUCCUCUACGUUUUGUUCAUCUAUUUUUGCAUAUGUUAAAAGUACAGUCUGUCGGCAUGUGAUGUCUAAAUAAAAGAGGAAAGAAUC